This is a messenger RNA of Lachancea mirantina, 2391 nucleotides long. NCBI's taxonomy places the organism in Eukaryota, Fungi, Ascomycota, Saccharomycetes, Saccharomycetales, Saccharomycetaceae. The record is from the annotation of a GenBank genome assembly.
AUGAGUGACACUCUACCAAGGGCAGAUGACUUAGAGGCGACUUGGAACUUUGUGGAACCCGGAAUUGGCCAAAUUCUAGGUCGCGAUGGGACACCAUCCUCGACUUUAAAAAGGGUGGACAAAGUCUUAUCACCAGCGAUGUACAUGGAAGUUUACACUGCAAUCUACAACUACUGUGUGAAUAAAUCAAGCUCAACGGGGCAAUUUAACUCGGAUUCGCGUCAGAAUCAAUCCUCGAUUUUAGCAGGUAGUGAAAUCUAUGACAAACUCAAAGCGUAUUUGAAGAAUUACAUAUGCGGUCUUCAGCGCGACACUGAUGAAAGUUUCUUAAGCUUCUACGUAAGAAGGUGGAAACGGUUUACGGUGGGAGCCACCUUUUUGAAUCAUGCCUUCGAUUAUAUGAACCGUUACUGGGUGCAAAAAGAGAGAAGCGAUGGGAAGAGGCACAUUUUUGACAUAUAUACUCUUUGCUUGAUGACGUGGAAACAAGUAAUGUUCGAUCAAAAUGUGGAGCUUUUGGUGGGCGAAAUUUUGGAUGAGAUCAAAAAUCAGAGGGACGGCAAGCUUGUUAGGCAAUCGGACACCAGUGUUGCUAUAAGGUCAUUUGUCGCUCUAGGCAUUGAUCCACAGGACUUGAAGAAACUCAAUUUGAACGUAUACAUACAACAUUUCGAAAGGCCUUUCCUCGAGAGCACGAAGGCGUACUAUACCAGCUUUUCUGAAAAUUAUUUGGCUUCCCAUUCUGUCACGGACUACAUUUUUGAGGCCCAAGAUCGGAUAGGCGAUGAAGAGACCAAAACUGUUCUUUACUUGGAUGAACAUACCCGAAAGCCUUUAUCUGAAGCACUCAAUGCCGUUCUUAUCACGCAACACUCCGAGGCGCUUCAAAAUGAGUUCAUAUUUCUGUUGGACUCCAGAGAUGCUACCAAGAUUGCGACUUUGUAUGGCCUCAUGCAAAGAGACCUUCAACUUCUUCCGAAGCUUGCCCAAGCUUAUGAGCAGUAUGUAAAGUCUUCGGGAGAGCAAGAAAUUACGAAACUCGUCAAAGAAGCGCACAAGGUGGAGGAGAAUGCAAAGAAACCGGGGUCUGCGAUUGCAAUUUCCUCAACAGAAUAUGUCAAAAGAUUGAUCCAAGUCUAUGAAACAUUUACGAAAAUCACUCGAGACUGUUUCCACAACGACUCACUUUUCACAAAGGCACUAGAUAAUGCUUGUCGCUCAUUCAUCAAUGUUAACGAUUACGCUUUACCGCCCGGAUCUUCAAAGACGGCGUCGUCUCGAACUCCUGAAAUGCUUGCCAAGUAUAGUGACCAACUUUUAAAAAGAUCGAAUAAAAAUGCCGAAUCGACUGCAGACAUGUCGGUUGACGACAUCAUGACCAUUUUCAAGUUUCUGACAGAUAAAGAUGCGUUCGAAUCCCAUUACAGACGCCUUUUUGCGAAACGAUUGAUUCAUGGCACUUCUACUUCCGAUGACGACGAAGAGUUGGUAAUCCAAAGACUUCAAAGCGAGAAUAGCUUGGAAUACACCGGCAAAAUUACCAAGAUGUUUCAAGACAUCAGGCUAUCCAAACAGCUCGAAAAGGAAUUCGAAAGCGCCAUUCGAAUUGCUCCCGAUUACACGAAGGCAAGGUACCCAGACUUUCAGCCUUUUGUCUUGGCCGAAACCAUGUGGCCUUUCUCGUACGAAGAGGUGGAUUUCAAACUGCCGGAAGAGCUGGUCCCAACUUACAAAGGACUCGAACGAUUGUAUACCAACAAACAUAGCGGCCGGGUACUCAAAUGGUUGUGGCCACUGUGUCGCGGGGAAGUCAAGGCCGAUUUGGGUCGUCCUGGGAAACCGCCGUUCAUUUUCACCGUAACACUAUUCCAAAUGGCCAUUUUGCUUCUUUUCAAUAACCGCUCGGUAUUAACCGUCGGAGACAUCCAGGAACAUACAGACCUGAGCGUGUCAAACAUUGCUGCCGCUGUGGUGCCCUUUAUCAGAUACAAGCUUGUCACCCAAACCCCAUCCGGACUUGACGCUAUCACGCAUCCAGAUACUCAAUUCAAAAUCUCCACACCUUACAAGGCCUUAAAGACAAGAAUAAACUUUGCUUCUGUUGUCAAGGGCGACCUCUUGGGCAACAACAAGGGUGAAUUACAAGAGGCUCAGAAGAUCGAUAAGGAGUUGAACACUGAAAGACAGAUUUUCCUCGAGGCAUGCGUCGUCCGCAUAAUGAAAGCUCGCAGAAAGCUACCACAUACCACGCUUGUCAGUGAGUGUAUUGCGCAAUCUCAUCAAAGGUUUAAUGCUAAGAUUUCACACAUCAAACGAGCAAUUGAUAAUUUGAUCGGUAAAGAAUAUCUACAACGUUGCGACGACGGCGAGUCCUACGAAUACCUGGCAUAA